AUGCUCUCUUGUAGUCGUCAUCAAAUACCUUCACGUCCAGUUUCGAAUCUAACAAAUCCAACUGUUUCAUCUUAUCCUUCCAAUCAAAUCGGUUCAACAUCUAUGGGAAUUCAGCCAUCAACACAACAGCCUUAUAUUCGUUCGUUGCCUUCACCAGCUCCAAUUACAACUACUAGUAAUGGUCGUAUUCAACCAUUGUCAACGUUUACUCCAACCAUACCUUUACCUCCACCUCCAGCUAUUUCUGCAUUACAUCAUCCUCAUCCUUCUUCACAAACACUAACGCAGCAACAUCACCAACUACCUUCUUCUUCUACUAUUCAUGACAAUAAUAUUCCUUUACAUCGACGUCUUAACAAUCCACUGAGUGAUCAAUCUUCAUCAUAUCAACAAGUUCCAGCAUCAACAACAAGUACAGGAAAUCCAGCAUUAUUAUCACAGCAACAACCAUUAUUAUUAUCAUCAUCCAUCAAUCCUAUGUUGAAUAUUCCCAUUCAAAAUGAUAUUUUAUCUUCUAGUAUAACACCACUUCAAACAGCAAAUAGUACAUUUACAUCACGUUCAGAUAAUUGUCCAGAAUGUCGAGCUAUAACACGUCUUCUUCAAUGGGCACCAUUGAAAUGUUAUGAUGCAGCAGGAAUACGUCGUGGUGUGUUUUUGGCUGGUCCAAAAAGUGAACAAUUACUUAAAGCACUUUAUUCAUCUAUAAAAGAUUCAUCUUUAUCAUUAGAUGAUAUUGAAAAUUGUUUAUGUGAUGAUGAAUAA
Molecule: messenger RNA, 765 nt
Organism: Rotaria sp. Silwood2
Lineage: Eukaryota; Metazoa; Rotifera; Eurotatoria; Philodinida; Philodinidae
Source: the annotation of a GenBank genome assembly